AUGGGACACUCGCGUCUCAUUUGUGCACAACUCCUUUGUUCUUGUCUUCCUGUGGCUGCCCUCCUCUUGUCGUGCGUCGUUGUCAUCGUUUCUGCUACUAACGAUACAGACAAGCUUACACUGCUUGCAUUCAAGGCGAGAAUAACUAGUGACCCAUUUGGGUCGCUUAACUCGUGGAACGAUAGCACCGACUUCUGCCGAUGGUAUGGAGUUAAGUGUGGUCGUCGACACCACAGAGUCAUUGUACUGAACCUCCAUUCCCAAAGAAUCUCAGGAUCCAUCUCACCUCACAUUGGGAACCUCAGCUUCUUGAGGGAAUUGAGGCUCCAAAACAAUAGCUUUGGCCUUGAAAUCCCUUCACAAAUUGGCCGACUACGUCGGCUCCAAUUCUUGAAUUUAUCCAGUAAUUCACUGACGGGCGAGAUUCCCAGGAAUAUAUCAGGUUGCUCAAACCUUGUAAUUUUUUACCUCGAGUCCAACCGAUUGGUUGGAGGAAUUCCAUUGGAGCUGGGCUCCUUGUCAAAUCUUCGAAAGGUUGGUGUUGCUAUUAACCAAUUAACCGAUAGAAUCCCUUCAUCUAUAGGCAACUUAUCAUCUCUAGAGUGGAUUCAUUGUUCGCGAAAUGGUUUGAGUGGGAAUAUUCCUCAAUCUCUAGGUCGACUAACCAAUCUACAAUGGCUCGCCUUUGGAGGCAACAGGCUUUCAGGUACCAUUCCGUCUUCGGUUUUCAACUUGUCUUCACUGGUUCUAAUGGACGUUUGUGUGAACCAAAUCUGCGGCAAUCUUCCUGAAGAUAUAGGAGCCACUCUCCCAAACCUUCAAAUAUUUAGCAUUUUUCAAAACCAGUUCACUGGAUCAAUUCCUUUGUCCAUAUCCAAUUCCACAAAUCUAAUAAAGCUCCAACUUUCACACAAUGAGCUCUCCGGGAAAGUUCCUUCGUUGGCGAAUCUCCAUAACCUUCAGAGGGUUACCUUGCACACUAAUUAUCUCGGGAGUGGAGGGUCCGAUGCAGAUGAUCUGAGCUUCCUUUGCUCACUAACAAAUGCCCCUAACUUAGUGGCCUUGGUGGCGCAUCACAAUAGAUUGGGUGGAACACUUCCUGUAUGCAUUGGUAAUUUUUCCACUACUUUAGAAUUCCUAGUACUGUAUCAUAACUCGAUAUCGGGUGAGAUUCCGAGAGGGGUUGGUAAUCUUGUGAACUUGCGCAGAUUACAAAUAAAUAACAACUUUCUUUCAGGUCCGAUACCAUCAGAUUUAGGAAACCUUUCGAAUCUUGCAGCAUUGACCUUGUCAGGCAACAAUCUAUCUGGCAUAAUCCCAUCCUCUUUGCAAAAUUUGCAGAGUCUGAUCUAUUUAUAUCUUGCCGAAAAUAACUUCGAAGGGCUGAUUCCUUCAUACCUAGAAAAGUAUCAAAGCUUGGUAGAUCUAGAUCUUUCCAGUAACCAUCUUAGUGGUCCACCUAUAUUCCCCAUGAAUGGAAGCCUCCUCUAUUUGAAUUUGUCCUUGAACCAUCUGAGUAGAGUCCUUCCAAUGGAAAUUGGCAACUUGAAACAUUUGGACACAUUGGAUGUCUCAGGAAAUAUUCUAGAAGGUGAAAUCCCAAGUAGUAUAGGCAAUUGUGAUGGACUGAGAGUACUACGAUUGGGAGAUAACCUCUUCCAUGGAUCCAUUGCUCAACCAAUUAGCUCAUUAAGAAGCAUUGAGGAGUUAGAUCUUUCCAACAACAGUUUCUAUGGUGAAAUUCCAAAGUUCUUAGAGGCAUUUCAGUUUUUGGAAAAGCUGGAUUUAUCUUACAAUCAUUUGGAAGGCCCACUGCCAACUCAAGGAGUUUUUAGGAAUGUGAGUGCGACUUUCGUCGCCGGAAAUGAAAAGCUUUGUGGAGGAAUGCCUGAAUUUGAGCUCCCUAAGUGCGUCUCUCAAAACUCCAAAAAUAGAGGACGAGUCCAUAAGUUGAAACUCACCAUCAUCAUUGUUUUUGGUCUUCUUGGAGUACUUCUUGUUGUUGCUUCCCUAUCCCUAUGUUGGUUGAAGCAGAAAAGAAGUGAGCCAACUUCAAGCUCCUUAGAUGAUUCAUUAUUGAAUCUGUCUUAUGGAACUCUUCUAAAAGUAACAGAUGGUUUUUCUUCGACUAAUCUAAUUGGCAUUGGAAGUUUUGGGUCCGUCUACAAGGGGUUCCUCCCGGAGAAUGGAAAUGUCAUUGCAGUGAAGGUGCUUGAUUUAACGCAAUAUGGCGCUCUCAAGAGCUUCAAAGCAGAAUGCGAGGCUUUAAAACGCAUAAAACACCGAAAUCUUCUAAAAGUCUUGAUGGCAUGCUCGGGCAUUGAUUAUAAGGGUGAUGAGUUUAAGGCUUUAGUUUACGAGUUCAUGGUAAAUAGCAGCCUAGAAGAGUGGCUACACCCAAAUCUAGCUCCAAAUGAUGCAGAUGGGCGCUCGAAGAAAUUGAGUCUCGUCCAAAGGAUAAACAUUUCCAUUGAUGUUGCUUCGGCAUUAGAUUAUCUCCAUAAUCAAUGUGAAAGCCCAAUAAUUCAUUGUGAUCUAAAGCCAAGCAAUGUCCUUCUAGAUGCUGAAUUGGUUGGACACGUUGGUGACUUUGGGUUGGCUAAGAUUGUCCACAAGUCAAUGUCUGACACUAGAGCAAACACGAGUUCUGCUGGUUUAAGGGGAACAAUUGGUUAUGCAGCUCCAGAAUAUGCUACAGGAAGCCAGGUUUCAAGAGAAGGUGAUGUCUAUAGUUACGGCAUCUUCUUAUUGGAGAUGUUCACGGGAUUAAGUCCCACUAGCAACAUAUUCAGAGAUAAUUCGAAUCUUUAUAAUUACGUUGCUGAAUCUCUACCCCAACAAGCUAUGGAGAUUACCGAUCCCGUGUUGCUUCACGAAGGAGAGAGCCAUAACGGUUCCCAGGAUUUGCUUCACGAAAGAUACCGCAUAUUUCAAGAGAGUUUGGAAACGAUAUACCAUAUUGGACUUGCUUGCUCUGUGGAGGAGCCUAGAAGGCGUAUGAGCAUCGACAAAGUUGCAACCCAGCUACACUUGAUUAGGCAGAAUUGCAGCUUCUUUACCUAGAGGGAUGAGACACGAAAGGCUGACACCGAAAGCAACAAGUUCUUAGUUUCCUAGAAUGAAUCUUUUUAGUGCUAUUCGAGUAUGAAAAAGGAAAAAAAUGAAUGUCCGACUUUCCUAACUUCCUAGUAAAUCUAAGAAAGGAUUGUCCCCCGC
This is a messenger RNA of Eucalyptus grandis, 3216 nucleotides long. RefSeq names its product probable LRR receptor-like serine/threonine-protein kinase At3g47570. NCBI's taxonomy places the organism in Eukaryota, Viridiplantae, Streptophyta, Magnoliopsida, Myrtales, Myrtaceae. Gene Ontology annotation, biological process: hormone-mediated signaling pathway; protein phosphorylation. Gene Ontology annotation, molecular function: protein kinase activity; ATP binding; protein binding. The record is from RefSeq and is a predicted model, not a curated record. The coding region runs from base 1 to 3063 and encodes 1020 amino acids. Gene Ontology annotation, cellular component: plasma membrane. The transcript has 2 exons.